Molecule: messenger RNA, 324 nt
Organism: Penicillium vulpinum
Lineage: Eukaryota; Fungi; Ascomycota; Eurotiomycetes; Eurotiales; Aspergillaceae
Product: TMEM14 family protein
Exons: 2
Coding region: 1-324 (107 amino acids)
Cellular component (GO): membrane
Source: RefSeq, a predicted model, not a curated record
AUGGCACCACCAACAACCUCCGCCCUAGUCCUCUCCCUCCUCACAAGUUUGGGCGGUAUAAUCGGCUACGCGCGCACCGGAUCCCUCCCCUCGAUCAUCGCCGGUGUCUCCGUCGGCUUUGUCUAUCUCCUUUCAUUCCUGCGCCUUCGCGCCGGCCAAUCGUACGGCGAGGAACUCGGCUUACUGGCCUCGGCCGUGCUGGGCGGAAGCUCGGUCCCGCGUGUGAUCAAGACUGGUGGAAAGCCUGUUCCGGUAGUUCUGUCGAUACUGGCUACUUAUGGACUUUUUAUUUUCGGGUUUGCGUUCAAGGAGAAGAGGGCGUGA